Molecule: messenger RNA, 498 nt
Organism: Funneliformis geosporum
Lineage: Eukaryota; Fungi; Glomeromycota; Glomeromycetes; Glomerales; Glomeraceae
Source: the annotation of a GenBank genome assembly
AUGAAUUUAGAACAAAAUCCUAAUUCUAAUAGUCAAGAAUUAAACUCUAAAAAACAACAAUUAAAAGACUUAGAGACUAAAUCUAAAGAACUAAUUAAACCUUUGCCCUUAGAUACCCAAAUUACUAUCUUACAGAAAGAAAUUCAAGUCCUAACUAGCAAAUCUACUAAAACUAAGGUUGAAGAAAAGGUUUUGGAGAAGGAAGCAAAGGAUAGUGCUAACUUACUUGGAAAGGAAUUGGACAGCGAAACUCCUAUUUUAACUUUAUUGAAAAAAAAUAGUGAAGGGAUUACUUUUUCUGAUAUAGUUGGCAAAAAGAAAAUAGAAAAAAGUAUGUUAUCUGACCCCGAUGUUCAUAUUAAAAAAUAUGAUAUCAUUAGUAUUAAGAUGGAUGGCUUUUCUUCUUUCAACCUCAAUCAUGCAGUUGUUUACUUAGGAGAAAAAAAAAUAGUUCAUAUUUCUGGUUCUGGUAACUAUUUCACUGGUAGUGAUAGAUGA